This is a messenger RNA of Daucus carota subsp. sativus, 2117 nucleotides long. RefSeq lists its product as uncharacterized. The record is from RefSeq and is a predicted model, not a curated record. The transcript has 10 exons. Gene Ontology annotation, biological process: phospholipid transport. Bases 291 to 1049 code for a protein of 252 amino acids. Lineage: Eukaryota; Viridiplantae; Streptophyta; Magnoliopsida; Apiales; Apiaceae.
CCGUAAGACUGCGCAGAAACAAAGCCAACGCGCUUAUUUCAGCUUUACAAACAAAACAACGAUUCUCCCAUAAAUAAUUACUAUUACAAUUAGUUUAUUAGUUAACAGUUCAUUACAACGGUUGAUAUAACCAAUUUGCUCUGUCCUGUAUUAUUCUCUUGUCUGUCUUCUAUAUAGAUACACAUAUAUACUCUUAGCCUGAUCAUAUUUCUUGCAUAGCCUUUGGUUUUGUUGUGCUUCAAUCUCAAACAAAGUUGCUUUCUUUUUGUGAUAUUUAUAAAAAUAUCAUCAUGGUUCAGCUCAGAGAAUUUCGAAUUGUCAUGCCUUUGUCAUUGGAAGAGUAUCAAGUAGCGCAGAUGUACAUGGUCAUGAAAAUGCAGAAGCAGACUACAACAAAUACCGAAGGAGUUGAUGUUUUGGAGAAUAAACCGUUUGAAGAUGAUGUCUUUGGAAAGGGCAGAUAUACGUCAAAGAUUUAUAGGUUGCAGAGCAAAGCUCCUACUUGGCUUGCUGCUCUCGCACCACUAGAUGCUCUUGUGCUCCAAGAGGAAGCCUGGAAUGCAUACCCUAAAUGCAAAACAGUGAUCAAGUGUCCCUACUUUCCGAAGUUUAGUCUAACUAUAGAGACAAUCCAUAAAGCCGACAAUGGGAAUUCAGAAAAUGUGCAUAGUCUAAGCAAGGAACAGCUGGCCUCUAGACAGGUGGAAAAUAUUGAUAUUGCUGUAUCUGCAACUGACUAUUGGAGUUAUAUUGUUGGGAGCAACAGUAUUGACAUGACAAAAUUCCAGUCAGAAAGGACUGGUCGUGGUCCGCUCUUAGACGGAUGGCAGGAAAGCUGUAAGCCUGUUAUGACGGCAUACAAGUUGGUGACAGUAGAUGCUCCAUACUGGGGAUUUGGAAGUCAACUGGAGCAAGCUUUUAUAGCGGGCGAGAGAGCACUUUUUCAUGGAAGUCAUCGGAAUAUUUUUGCUUGGAUUGAUGAAUGGUUCGGGGCGACAAUUGAAGUGAUCCGUAAGCUUGAGAAACAAUGUAUCUCACCUUUUGAAUGAGGGACGUGACUGGAAAAUAUUAAACAGAUUUUCUGCAAAAAUGGGGAGGAAACAAAUCAAGCUGUAGGCUUGAUGAUAGAAAACAUUCAGCUGAUAUUAACUUACUUCCGCUGGAGCAGAUGUAAAUUUAUGUUUCCUGGUAAGAUAGCUCGUGGAAUUUGCGGGGUAACUAGGGAAGAUUGUAUUAAGAACUCAUAGAAUCAUAUUCUGUUGAAUGAUUGUCUUAUACUGUAAUUGAUGAAGACAAUAGACUAGAGAAAAUGCUGCAGUUUGUAAUUCAACAAAGUAUUCUUGGUUUUCUUUUCUCUCUCGUUUUGAGAGUCGACUCCCGUGUUAGGGUUUCAGCCGUCACUUCUCCGCCUCCCAGAUGUUCAUCUUCUCAUCAAUUAACCCCUUCGCUCUCUCAUCCCCUCUAUUAUUUUACUUAGUUUCAAUAAAACCAAGAUUUAAUCUUGUUUAAGUACCUUGUUAUCAAGGUUGUGUGCCCAUCGUUUUGGGAUGUUAGUGUGUGCCCAUCUUUUUGGGAUGUCGUGUGUUAUGUUUUUCGUAUUUUUAUGUGUCUUGAUGUGUCGUUCGAUUAUCAAUCUGAAAAGGAUUUAUACGGUAUUUUGGGAGAUCGGUAAGACUCGCAUCGAUUUCGGAACGAUGGUAGAUACCGCAAGAGCUCACCUCUCACAACAAAUAAUUGUUCAUGUUUUGGAGACGUUUAGUGCUCCAGGAUCAGUUGAUUUGACUGAUAGUUCUGAACAUUGGGCUACAGAUGAUGCUUACGUGAAGGUCAAUUGCGAGACUACUAGUUUCAUAACUGAUGUAGGUUGGAUUGCUCGAAAUAUCAUUGUAAUACUUUUUAGAUCAAAGAAUAUGAAUAUUCUAUUUGUUAAGCGAUCUGAAAACAAAACGACUAUUUGUUUAGUUCGUUCUUUGUUUCACAAUCAGAUUGUAGUUGACAGUUCGGGGGUUUGUCCCGGCUGGAUUUGCGAUUCGUAUUAAUAAAAUCUUUUGUUUGUCAAAAAAAAAAAGUAUUCUUGGUGGAAAAGCUGAUAUAUAUGUUUAACUAGUAUUUAUGCC